Messenger RNA from Dipodomys ordii (Ord's kangaroo rat), 750 nucleotides. Its product is annotated as olfactory receptor 51E1-like. NCBI's taxonomy places the organism in Eukaryota, Metazoa, Chordata, Mammalia, Rodentia, Heteromyidae. Gene Ontology annotation, cellular component: membrane. The record is from RefSeq and is a predicted model, not a curated record. Gene Ontology annotation, biological process: G protein-coupled receptor signaling pathway. The coding region runs from base 1 to 750 and encodes 249 amino acids. The transcript is spliced from 2 exons. Gene Ontology annotation, molecular function: olfactory receptor activity; G protein-coupled receptor activity.
AUGAAAAGCUUUAGGACUAACAUCUCGAGCACCACCAGCUUCACAUUAACAGGCUUUCCAGAGAUGGAAAACCUGGAGCACUGGCUGGCUGCCCUCCUCCUGCUGCUUUAUGCCAUCUCUAUCCUGGGCAACACCCUCAUUCUCUUUAUCAUAAAGGAGGAGCAGAGUUUACAUCAACCAAUGUACUACUUCCUGUCUCUUCUGUCUGUCAAUGACCUGGGGGUGUCUCUUUCCACGUUGCCCACCGUACUGGCUUCUGUUUGUUUUCAUGCCACAGAGAUUGCUUUUGAUGCUUGCCUUGCCCAGAUGUUUUUCAUCCACUUUUUCUCGUGGAUGGAAUCUGGGAUCUUGUUGGCUAUGAGUUUUGACCGCUAUGUGGCUAUCUGUAGUCCCCUGCGCUAUUCCUCAGUGCUCACGGAUGCGCGGGUAGCCCACAUGGGCAUAUCUAUCAUCGUCCGCAGCUUCUGCAUGGUCUUCCCACUUUCCUUUCUUCUGAAGAGGCUGCCCUUCUGCAAGGCCAACGUGCUGACCCAUUCCUACUGCCUGCAUCCAGACCUGAUCCGCCUGCCCUGUGGUGACACCACGAUCAACAGCAUGUACGGCCUGUUCAUUGUCAUCUCGGCCUUUGGGGUGGACUCCCUCCUGGUCUAUCUCUUUGUGCCUCCCAUGCUCAACCCAAUUAUCUACUCCAUCAAGACAAAGGAAAUCCGAAGAAGGAUACACAAGCUGUUAUUCAGACCUAAGUUCUGA